CUGAGCAGCCUGCCAGAAUGCGAAGUAUGAAUGUAGCUGUCUGUUUGUGUGUCUUUAUAUAGUUCAGGCGUGUACGCUCGGACGUUUUGGGCGAGCGUAUACCUGUAAGUGCAAGCGUCAGGGUUCCUUGCGGCUGUUAGUCCAUCCCUUUGUCUAUGGGGACCUAUAGCACUGGUGCGGUGUGCGAUUAAGGAAACAUAUGCGCGUAUACCCGCAGCGCGAAAGCCUCUAGGUUAUAACUUGAAGUUAAAAAACUCAUCCUCAAUGCCUUACACAAUACAAAUCGAUAGAGCUAUUCGAGUUAGCAGUUAUUAGGUGAAAACUGGUCCUCCCUGGGCCGAAACUAGAAUGGAAAUCCAUUGCUUGAGUAAUACAAUUUAUGAGGUUAUUUGUAUUACUAUUUGAGCAGCUUUAUAAGUGACGCUAGUAGUCGCAGCAGCAGUAGCAGAUCGUCUUUUCUCUCGGACAAACGAACAACCAACCUAUACUACUCUAGUCUACUCUGUAAAGCUAGCUGAAGACUAAUACCGCGUGCUCAGUCGUCAAAGUGUCGUAGCUGGUAAAGGCUCUAAAAUUCACGUCGUGGUGUAAAUCGCGACUCACAGUUACGAUCUCAGUACCUUAGAAAUAGCAAGAACAAUCAACCUGCAUUAACAUCUCGCAAGCAAACCAGCUGGUCAGCACUGGUCAUUGCUAAGACAAUGCUUUAUAAUCAAACUGAGUUCAAAGCAAAGAAAUGGUCAACCAAGAGAGGAAGCUGCACAUAUGCGUAGUUGAGCACCCGGCGUGUCUUAGUUAUGUCAUACGAAAGCCGCUGAUAUUUCUGUAAUAGCGCUCUACCUAUGUAGCCUGCGAUAGAUGUUGACAUUUUGUUCCGUAAGAACAAGGUGUAUCGAAAUGGCUCAACAAAUGAGAAUCAAUCCUGACCAGCCUGGCUUCUGGGCUCCAUCUUGUAACCGGAUCGACGAAGGACAGGACUUUCAACCUCGCACCUGGGAUGACCUAAAAAUAAUAUUAAUAGACAUUGCCUAUCUUCUUAACGUUCUAAGUAGGGAAGUGAAGAAUUUUACCUUCUAGUGGAUAAAAAGUGUGUAUGUACCGGAAAGUCCGAAAAACGUUGAAGAACUUUACGCAGAGGUUAUCGUAAUAGAGGACGACUUGAGUGAUAUAGAGUUACUUAGUGCCGAAGUAGCUUACAAACAGACCGAGACCGAUUUGCAAAAGUUUGCUGUCACUGUGGAGCAGGCCAACGCCGAUCACAGGAAUAAAGAAGGUAUAUUUUACGGACGUUGAGCGUGACCGUGUGCAAGUGUUAGGGGUCUCAGGCAGCACAUGCGCGCGUGCCAAAUCCAACCAAAUGCUCCUGUCGGCAGAUACAUUAUGAGCCCCGAAGAAAAGCAUCAGAUCGCCCAGAUUCCAUAGUUAUAAGCAGGGACUAUGUCUCUUUGCAUCAGCUGUGGGCUUAUGCGGCGUUCCGCUCGCGAAUCUUCAGGGAACUUGAACACCACCCAGAAUUGAAGCCAGACAAUGUAAUCAAAUAAGUUACAUUAACCAUGAAAAAAUCACUUAGAUCAUAUAUCAAACCUCCCAUGCGAUAAUCAGUGUGUCUAUGGAAGAUCAAGCAAGACAAAGUUACUUAUUCUACAAUGCAAACUUCCUUUUAAUUAGCACGAAACAACUAAUUUAAGAGGUCGUAAAUUAUAAGACAGAUCGCAUCUUCACUUAAACUGAGUCUCAAAACGCGGUACGUUGUGCUACCCUGAGUGGAUUUUUGACAAAUCCCCGUAAAUAAUUAAUCGCGAUCUACAGCGUGCUUAUAUAUAAUACCCUUGUAUGUUAUUAUAUAUAUUUAUUUAUACAAUAUAUGACCGUCAAUAGUAUGUACUUUACUUUCUUUUGUAGCGGCACGUUGGUUAACGUCAAAGAAACGGAGUGUGCGCUCGAUAAUAAAGAUCCCUUUUAUGGACGUAUCAUACCAUGAAAGAAAAUUAUAGUAUAUAAGACACUUAAAUAAUUAUAAAAUGUCAAAAUAAUCAGCAAUAAAGAGUUUAAUAAGUACUUCAUAGCUUUCAUAUAUAUAUAUAUAUAUAUGGUAAGGAAUCUGAUAAAAUGAUAGUAACAGAUUACACAGGCCUUAACUUUUGCAAUGGCGCAGUUGUAAUGUUAUUGACCUUAUUCUUACAGACUAAAUCUAAAUCUAGGGAUGAUUUACAUAGUUUGCACCCGUAGCUUCUGAUUGAACUUCUAAACAUGAGAGCGGUCAAGAGACAUGUGUAUCCGUAUGUAAUUACAGCAUUAAUGAUAAGUGAUUCAAUUUUAGAUGCUCCAAUCUGGUUGUGUAUUAUAUACGCGUAUAUAUGUGGUUUGAAAUUGUUUUAGCCAAAAAACAGGACGUAUAUCAACGUCUAAGUUAUCAGCAUUUAUAAUAAGUAAAGUGUUGACAGUUGGGUUCUUGAUGCACUUCCCUAAUUCAUACUAACUAAGGAUCAUAAAUUGCGACCAUUUGUCUAAUAUAUUUGGUGUAACUUUACUAAUCGACAAACCAAAUAAGUUGAAUAACUUCUUUAGCAAUGCUUUAACGCUUCCAAAAUGGUUAAAGCCCUGCGCUCAUUUUACAUUGUUAAAGACGCUAUUUUUCAGCACUUUAUUAACGGAAUAACGCGAGAGUUAUGAUACUAGAUGCAGAAUACUUACAUGUGUGAUGAAAACCCGACUUCUUUUCAUAAGGCAAGAAUCUGCAUUUUAUUCAGCUUUUAACAGAAGGUAUUGCAACGAAGGAUUUUAAAGCAUGAGUUAAAAAUUUGACUACAAGGUUGGUCUUUAUUAAACAGUUGUAAUACGACCAUACUUAAGGUGUUUACGUAACACUUUCCUGACGCAAAAUCAAGUAGCAAAUACACUAACAUAAAGCAUGGCAAGUUACUUGGCUUCGAGGUAUAAUUCUUCACAGUCUAUUUUAAGCUACAAUGUACUCACAACGUUCGAAUGUGAAUCCGAUAGUUUCAAGUAUAAUUUUCAUGAAGUACUCACCAAACACCGUAUAUUAUUAGCCAACGAAUCCGAUUUCUGCACUGUCGGUUAAGUAAUACCCUAGUACUAGCGCUAGCUAUACAAGUGAUAAUAAAUGUAUUGAAAAUAUAUGCCUUCUGUAUACGUAUCAUAGUUUUUUGCAUUAUCCCCUUAUUAUUUCUCAUGUGUUAUUCACCAUCCCUACAAAUGGCAUUCGUUCACAAUAAAGAAGUCUUUAAAUACUUGAACGGGUUCUGCAUAAAAAUUACAAUAUUAAGGCCAACACACAAGAAACUACAUGCGAAUUUCGUUACUUACUGAAUAAUGCUCCAUAGGCUUAUCUUUCUUUGGACGCUUUAUGUAUCCACGCCCUUUCUAAAACAUAAAUAAGUAAAAAUAAAGGAAGCAAUGACAAUGUUAUAUAUUAUACAACAUUUUCUGUAUUUCUUACUUCAACCUGAAAUGUCUGAUGAUUAAUCGCAUUAAACUUUUUGCUUAAAACGACCGACCUCUGACAAUGAACUAGGUUUAUCGUAACAAAUUACUCACGUAAAAUUUUAGUUUCAAGCCGACUACAUUGUCAUUCUCAUUGUAGGAAGCGAUGUUGCAGGUUAUAACGACAUUGACUUAUUAUUUGCAUGUGACUUAGUCUAUACUAUACCGCUCCUUAAAACCUGAUGAUCUUUAACGUGGUAAAUGAGUUCUGCAACAGAUUCCCUUUAAUUGACUGAUCGCUCGUCAAUUCUAUCGAUUGAUCUUUAGAUGAUAUCGAUGUUUUUUAUAAGGACAAUACGUACCCCUACGAUAUCACUCGAUUUAAUUCGUUUUUGUUUGAUACUAUAAUGGAUUCCUUACCAUUUAAUUAAUUACCAAAAACACGACAUUAUAUCGAUAACUUUGAUCUACUGCUACGCAAUAGCGCUUUUGACUCAUUUUCAGUUCAAAUCGUCAGACCGCUGAAAACCGACAGCACUCAGAUUCCUGAAAUAAUUGCCGCAUAAAUUAUGAGUUUUCGCUCACUAUGCGAGCACUAUUCUUCUCGGGUUAUCAUAAUUGACGCAUGCGCAUUUUUACGCCUUAUUAUUACCUACUUACUACCUAUACAAGCUUGUCUAAUCGUGGCAUCUAUCGUGACUGACUGUUAUGAGGCAAUUGAGUUAGGUCUACUGGACUCCGAGACUCGAAUUCAAAUAUUUUUCUAUACCUUGAUAAAUAUACAUACGUACAUUAUUAUUAUUAUUGGCAUUUAAUAUUAUAAAGUUGUUAAAGACGGCAUUCUAAAUGUUUGCUUGUUUACAUCUAUCCAUGUCUUAGGCAUACAGAUUUGGUAAUUAUUAUUACUAAUUAGUAGUAUAUGAGCACAAAUAGUAAAAUGUGUAAUUAAUUUAUUAUAUUUUAAUAAAACUUUAUAAUGUUCGAUAGGAAGUGGCGUGAAGAAAAAUAAUUUAAUUACGUUUUAAAUUUUUACAGUACUUAUAUAAUUAAAAGUUAAGAUGUAACAAUACAAAUGAUUCAAAAUACAACUAAACAAAAAUAGUUUACGAAGUUCGACAAAAAUCAUUCUGUCUUUCCAAAUAUUCUCCGUUAGUCGAAGUACAAGGAUUUUCAUGCUCAAAAAGUUCUACCUUUUUCAAAACAAAAUGUACACUUAAACACCUUUUGGAUAUUAGCCACGAACCACUCAUCCCAGAUACCACUGGGACUGUAUAUUGCAAAAAUCCUCAACCAUCUAGAAGUGCUGAAGGUAAUGAAAGGCUAAACCAAAUACCUUUAGAAAGUUCUGCAUGUUUGCAUGUGCUAUUUACUUACUUAGUAUUAUGGCAAAAUAAAAUGGAAAUCGAUGCGCGGAAUAAUAAUAAUUAUUUGCGAUUAUAGGUGCUUCUAUUAACUCACGAUACGCGCGUUAAUGAUAACACCUUAAUACUGAUCUACUCUAGAAAGAGUAGAUCAGUAUUUCCAUGAGUAGAUAUGCACUUCUAUCGCUGUAAACUAAAGAGAUACAGUAUGGACAAAUAUUAAAGUAUAAUGAGCAUCUAGCUAAAGCAGACUUGUCUCUUUAGGUUAGGCGCUCGAUGACUUAAAAUGUUACAAAAUGUCUUAAUUUAGUGGCCCCUGUACCAUGAGUCACAUGAUCUAAUAAUAGGGAACAAGAAAUUGUUAUGAAUGUACCGUCGAGACAAAUUAAAACUGCUAGAUGUACCUGAACUACAGAGAGAAAUUAAAGAGGGAAGUCGAUACGUUUUGUAUUAUUUUAGUUAACACAAUCGUAGUUCGAAGCUUAUCACGUUUUUAUGAAGUUUAACUGCCGGAUUAUUUCAAAACUUCUGUUCAACUAUAUUUGUUAGUUCUGAAGGUCUACAAUAAUCUUCUUUUACUGGAAAUAUCGGUAUGAUUAUUGUUCCCUUUUGAUUUGCUUAGACGUGCUUAGCUAAACUUCUUCUGUAAAAAAAUAUAUCAAACCUUUAGUAAAGAUUUUUAUACGUAAUAACAGCGUAUGUAGAUAUGUCAAAGAUGUCUCAAAGCACCACACACAAUAUUUUGAAAUUUGCAACAUAAAAUAAUUUAAUUUCAAAUUAUUAACUAAAUUAGAAUCCAUUACCAACCCGAAAUAGCUGACUUUAGUAUAAUUCGAAUGUUAUUUCGAGCGCUUAUUACAAGUUAAUUCAACUUCACGCGUGUCUUCUAUCUAUUGCACUAAAAAUAAAUAUUAUCCUUAGAGAAGUAUAGAAGGUUGUUAGUUCGACGUGUUAAUAGAAAGAAUGUAACAGAGCGCCUCAGAUAAUGCAUAACGUAAUGAAGUAUGCACCGCCAUGCGAGCAAUUCUAAGCGCAAAUAGUCGAUCUAGCUCAACAUAUUUCAACUUUUUGUAUACAACCGCAAUUGAUUGGUCUUGAGUACAAUAAACCAUUUCUUCGCAUCUCUACAGCAGACAGGCUGCCUUAAUCGGGUAAACACCAGCCAGUGAGGGUCUGCCAAUACGAAUGAAGAUAAACACAUUAGCUGAUAGAGGCAGCAAAAAAAGAGAAAUAGUGUGGAGAGCGGUAAACAGCAAGGCGUUACAGUGCUGUUUGGACCCGUGGUGUCAACACUUGCUGGAUAAAGCUACCUACGUGUCCAAACGGAAUCGAUACGGCCAGGACACUUCUUGAUAUUUGGAUCUGCAAAGUUCAACGGCAACCGGCGUCGGUUUCAUUUUAAUUUAUCAUCAUAUUUGUGAAUUGCAUCAUAUUACUGUAUGUAUGAAUUCAACAGAGAGUCUAGUCGAAAUGUGCCCGUAAACUGCAAAUGAUUAAAAUAUUGACAUGCACCUAAAGUUUUAUGCAGUAAUUACUUGAUAAUAAUAAUAGUAAAAUUUAAUUUCAUGCAUGCCUAAUUUACCAGAUGUCAUGUAAAGUAAUCGUUUGCACAGUGUAUAGAUGCAGCAACCUAAAAUAAAAAAACAAAUAACGGAUAUAGCUUUUGCGGUCUAAUUAUUUUUAUUAUCUUCAGCGGCAGGCUGCCAAAUAACAAGAAUGAUGGAGGAUGAGACAUCGACGAUGCUUUCCUACUCUGCUUCAUUGUACGCAAAUCUUUCGACCUUGCUUGAUGUUGAAUAUUGGUCCUGGAUUUGGUGGCUGUUUAAACCUGUGUUGAUAACGUUUAUUCUACCUGGUAUGAUUUAUAUUCUUCUAUACAUUUCGAUCAUCAUUCUCUACUUUUAUCGCUUUCGGCAUAAAAUUCGGCAGGACGUCCAACAGGAUAUAUGGCACGGAGCUCGCACUUUUCUUGCGCUCCUAUGGUGGGGCCACGCUCGCAUCUAUCACGGAUACGAGAUGCUUGGCCUCGAAAACAUUCCAUCAACUGGACCUGCAUUACUCAUCUACUACCACGGAGCAAUCCCCAUCGAUUAUUAUUAUCUUCUAUCUGGCGUUUACCUGUAUAAGCAGAGAUUGAUAUGGGGUAUUGGGGAUCGUUUUUUACAGAAAUUGCCCGGCUUUCACAUACUUAUGGAAGUAAUGAAAAUAACUCCAGGCUCCAUUCCCAGCUGCGUGGAAAGUUUGAAUAAUGGAAACCUGUUAGCAAUAUCGCCCGGCGGAGUUUUUGAGGCAUUGUUCGGCACCCACAAAUAUCAAUUACUGUGGCGAAAGAGAGUUGGGUUCGCCAAGGUAGCUCUUGAAGCGAAAGUACCAAUCAUACCGAUAUUUACACAAAAUCUCCGAGAAGCUUUCCGCUCUUUUCCUUACCCUAUGGCGUUCUUCUUGAAGGUUUACGAAUUAACAAAAUUACCUCUUGUUCCACUUUAUGGCGGUUUUCCUGUUAAGUUAAGAACGAUCGUCGGCAAGCCAAUCGCAUACGACUCAAACCUAACUCCAGAAAAAUUGGCUGAAAAGACAAAACUAUCGAUUGAAGACUUGAUAAUGCAGCAUCAGCGUAUCCCAGGAUCGAUCUUGAAGGGAAUCAUUGAUCGGUUCGAUUGGCUUCCAACACUACUUGGCCAGAAAACCAAACGACGAAUUUCAGAUGGCAACAAUGAAGAAAUAAGGAAACUGCAGUUACACUUCGUCAGAGACAAACGAAAAGUAGGUUUGUGUUUAAGUUGUUUGAUUGUUUUUCAGUCUCUCUUAUAAAUGUACUUAGUAAUUCUAACUUCUAGAUCCUUGUUAUUGUUUUUCUUGUUUUGACAUGAUUGGUUGUAGUCUUGAUUUGAACUUGUGCCGAGGAUUGUUGUUGCUUGUGUGCUUGACAGUUUAUUUCAAUCCGAAUGAGGACAAAAUGAAAUUUCAAUUUUUACUUUAUUCCAGAGGUAGGGCAGAUUUAUUAGCGUGUAUUUAUGAUGUAUCAUAAGACAUACAUCGGACAAAUUUUUAUUUUCAACCUCAUCAUGCGCUUCUUAUGCAAUGUAGCCUGUACAUUAUAUUUGUGAUAAUAAAGUACUGAUUUUUCUGUAGUUUGCACUCUUACUGGUGUUACACUUAGUUAGCUAAUUGUGCGAAGCGCAACUCUAUUGUUACCGUGUAAAACUAACCGAAACUGUAUCUUCGUGCUAUCUACUUGCUAGUUUGAGACUUUAAAAAUGGUUUUAACAGAAAAGUUGGUUUUAAGAAAUCUUAUUGGAUACUUUUAUAUUGAUUAAAAGCUAAGAAAUGUCGGCGUCUAAAAAUGUAUAUAUUAAAUGUGUUUUUGCCCUUUAAUUAUUUUUGCGAUAAUAUAUUUU
Messenger RNA from Varroa destructor (honeybee mite), 8203 nucleotides. RefSeq names its product DGAT1/2-independent enzyme synthesizing storage lipids. Gene Ontology annotation, molecular function: acyltransferase activity. Gene Ontology annotation, cellular component: membrane. The record is from RefSeq and is a predicted model, not a curated record. NCBI's taxonomy places the organism in Eukaryota, Metazoa, Arthropoda, Arachnida, Mesostigmata, Varroidae.